Camelina sativa (false flax) is the source of this 663-nucleotide messenger RNA. The record is from RefSeq and is a predicted model, not a curated record. NCBI's taxonomy places the organism in Eukaryota, Viridiplantae, Streptophyta, Magnoliopsida, Brassicales, Brassicaceae.
AUGGCUGGAGAAGGUGAAGAGGAUGUACCUAGGGAUGCUAAGAUUGUGAAAUCUCUGCCUAAGUCGAUGGGUUUGGAGGACUGCGAGCCUCGUGUGAUACACCAGUUUCUGGAGCUAUGGUACCGGUAUGUGGUGGAAGUGUUGACAGAUGCUCAGGUUUACUCAGAGCAUGCUAGCAAAUCCAACAUUGAUUGUGAUGAUGUGAAGCUCGCUAUUCAACCCAAAGUUAAUUUCAGUUUCUCUCAGCCACCUCCAAGAGAGGUGUUGGAACAAUUGAGUGGUCAGACUCCUGUCUUCUCCAAAGCUCGAUACACUGUUCGUUCUUUUGGUAUCAGGGGAGAGAAGGCAAUGCAGCUUCUUGAGAGUGGACUGAAGGUUAAAGAAUACAAACUCUUGAGAAGGAACUUUAGUGACACUGGUUGCUUUGGUUUUGGUAUUCAGGAGCACAUUGAUUUGGGUAUCAAGUAUGAUCCAUUUACUGGAAUCUACGGUAUGGACUUCUAUGUUGUUCUUGAGAGACAUAGUUACCGUGUGGCACGUCGCAGAAGAUGCAAGGCUCGUGUUGGAAUCCAGCAUAGAGUGACCAAAGAUGAUGCCAUGAAAUGGUUCCAGGUGAAGUACGAAGGAGUCAUUCUCAACAAGUCUCAGAACAUUACCGGCUAA